AUGUCGCAACUCGCCUUGGUCUCCAAUAGUUUUCUAGAUGAUGGAGCAACGAAAAUACGGUCAAAACCGGUGCCGUGGGAGGGAUACCAACGAGCAGAAUUGAUAACGAGCGACGAGCUAACACUCAUCAAACGUGUGGAUAGACAGCCACGAGCAAAGAUCGAGUCGAUUCUCGUCACAGACGGACCGCAGUAUGCGCUGCUCUAUCUUACCUUGCUCAAGAAGAUUGAGCGUGUCGAUACUAUGCAAAACAUUCUUGUUUUGAUUGGUGACUCUCUUCUCGAUCAUGACGAGCGUAUACCGCUGUUCCUCGCUACAAAGAAGAUUGAUACCGAGCUUCCUUACACUCCAUUCCUCAAGACGUUUGAAUCGAGUGAUGAAUGGGUACAGUUGAAGGCUUGUCAAAUUGUGACAACUCUGAUGAGUGCAGAACCAGGUACCCUUCAGCCCCAGCAAUAUUCACCAUUGCUACAUACACUCUCGUCCCUUGUACAAGGGAGCUCGGUAAACGGUAGAGAUGUCGCGGUUCAAGCCCUAGAAGCACUGCUACCUCGCUCUGAGGUUCGCAAAACCGUCUGGCAGAUGCCUGCAAUUCUGAACGGACUGGUAUCCAUCUUGAAGAGUGACCCAGGUCCUCAAAUGACGUACCAAGUCACCUUUUGUUUAUGGCUGAUGACAUUCGAAACGGAAGUGGCCAAGGAGAUCAACAAGCAGUAUGAUAUCAUUCCGUUACUCAAGGACGCUGCUCAGUCGGCAGUCAAGGAGAAGGUGUCGAGGGUCAUCAUUGCAACAUUUAGAAAUCUGGUCACCAAGGCUCCUCAGAACAACCUCCCCUCCAUGCUCGUCGUACAAUUGCUCCCUUUCAUCAAGACACUUUUGGCAAGGAAGUGGACCGAUGAAGACAUUGUCGAGGACCUCCAGUUCCUCAAGGAUGAGCUUACAGCAAACUUCCAAAGUCUGACAACAUACGAUGAGUACACCUCGGAGCUUGCCUCUGGUCAUUUGUCAUGGACUCCGGUACAUACCUCGGACGAUUUUUGGAAGGAGAAUGCAGUCCGACUGAAUGAGCGCGACUACCAACAACUCCGAGUUUUGAUUGGCCUCCUACAGAGCUCUACGGACCCGCUCGUCCUCGCUGUUGGCUCACACGAUAUUGGCCAAUAUGUCAAGUUCUACGACCGGGGUAAGAAAAUCGUUGCCGACCUAGGUGGAAAGACAAGGAUCAUGGAGCUAAUGGGUCAUGAAAACGGAGAUGUGCGGUAUGAGGCGCUGAUUGCCGUCCAGCGACUCGUGAGCCAUCCAUGGCGGAAGAUGGACUUGAAAGAGUUGUGGCAAACUCAGGGCGACUUGUCUGGUCGCGCGUCGGGGCAAACGUUAGACACGGCCACAACUAUGGGCAAAAGAAAGGUCCACUUUGACGAGACGGCGGAGGCCGUAGACCCGGAUAUAACACUAAAACAACGCAAGAAAGCGAAAGCUGUCGAACAGGAGCGCGAACUACUCCCGGCAGACUGGAUCCAGCCACAAACAGACGAGUUCCCCGACUCGGAUUCAAUGGCCAGCUAUGACGAAGAGGAACAAAAGACGCGUGCCGAGCAUCAGUUGAGAUUGUUGAUGGACUAUGCCGGCAUCUUCAGGGACCCACCUAUCUUUUUGGAUGUUGAUCCCAGUACGGGAAAGCCCAUAGAGAAUAAGAAGCAGAAACCUGCACCAAAGAAGGGCAAAGGAAAGAGUAAAAAGAGACAAAAGAAAGCCCAAACGCCCGAACCUGCUCCCGAACCUGCCGAGCAGGACGAACAGCCAGGACAAUCUGGGCCCGAGAAAAUUAAAGAGUUUCUUCCAGGCUGGGACUGGUAUCAUUACCAGAACGCUUCCAUUCCACGAGCCCUAUCCUCGCGCAUCCGGCACCAUCUCGACCACAUUGAACGGAUGAAGGAGGCAUGGAGGCCGAAACCUGGAAAAAAGAUGGGCAUGCCCGAGGAUUGGUUUCAAGAGGAGGUGGUCAUUGUCCUCGCAAGUAACAGACCUUGGGAAUCAGACAAGUACGACAGGGAAGAAAUAUUUCGGACUCGUAUGGCAUUCUAUACGGAACCUAUCGGAGAACACCUCGAACGAAUCCCUACUAAGAAUCUGAUCCGUCGUCACCUCUCUACCCGCCUCAGCCAAUCGCUGCUUCCGGAUUUUUGCUUUCAUUUCCGCCUUACCCGUCCAAAGGGGAUUGCUGAAGGUGACCAUAUUGAGAUUUUCCCUUGUCUCGAGCGAUUCUUGGAAGUCGUCAACAUGCCAAUGGGAGAAAACAAUGUCGAAUCCGCAUUUAUUACCUUCUUUACAAAUAUUCCUUUGUGCUGGCUCCUCGUAACGCCCAAGCAACAAUGGUGGGGUCCAAUGACGUUUGAGGACUCACCUUCGCGGAUUGAAUUCGCUCUGGUGCACAACACUAUUCGGCCCUACAAGAAAGAAGAGGUUGAAAUCGCCCGCACUUGGCCCAUUUCGUAUACACGUCCGGCUGUUUUGAUUGCCAUGAAGGGUCCCGUCCAAUGGCCUGACUUUGUUCGAAAAUGGGAUCAAGCGCCACAUUUCGAGACUGAGGAGUGGCAGCGAAAGACGCCAGAAGAGAGACUCAGUCACUGUGUCGAGGAUUUGGCGUGUGCCGUUCAGCCCUCUCUGGAUACCUUUGUCAUGACCUGGUGGCUACGCGUACAGCAGCAAGUUAUCCCGCGCCGAAGCGAGCAGGCUGCCGAAGUGCCGCUUUUCCCACCCGCAGCGGAGGGAGAAAACGUCAAAGAGUUUCUACCUGAUCCACUUGACCAGGAGCCUACGCCUAAGACGCUCUACUGGUGGGAUUUUCCGGAGUGGGGUUGGAUUCCUGGGAUUUUGUACGAUUGGGAGAAGUGCUACCUUGUGGCGCAUAUCCCCAUCCUCCCCGACGAUCCGGAUGGGCCAGAGCCGAUCAACUACGUCUCCUACGUCUUUGACGAGAUUCCCCUCUAUCGCCCAGCAACCGGCGAUGACGAUGAUCGACAUUGUUUGGUCGAGCGGGUACGUCUUGGUUUGGCUUGGAUGGCACUCCAGAAACAUGCAUCAAAAUUGACCUCUAUGUGGGACAACGUGAUGCACCCCAUGGAUAUCAUCAAGUAUGAGGAAUUUCUUGGAAUGGGCAAACACAAGUACGGCUUUGUUGAGAGACCCCCGAGUGCUAUUCGACGGCCUCCGCGCUAUGUCGCAAUACAGGAGCCCUACUACGAACGCAAUGAAGAAGACUUGGAAUCCAUCCGGAAAUACCAGGAAGCUGAUCUUGACGAGAUUUAUACGUUCAAGUCGGAUGAUGCCAGAGCCUAUCGUCGGGCCAUGAAGAAGUCUCUUCCUUAUAUACACAGGAGCGUUUCGAGGAAGGUCAAAAAAUGGCUUGCGGAGGUGGAGAAUAUUCCUUAUGAUCCAGACGAGGAUAUGGACGAAGUAAGGACAACGCCCAAGGACGCGAGCGAACCGACAGCAGACCAGGAAAAAUUGACUAUUUCUGGACGGAAGAGUGAAAAGCCGACCGAGGGUGAACAGGUGCAGGAGGAGCCUGAGGCUCAACAAUCCAUGGGUGUAGAAUCGUCGGCGCCAGAGGAUCGCGGUGACGGCGAGGAAUCGUCGGGAUCAGAAGGUGAUGGACUAGACCAUGUCGCUACCACGUUUAUCAGAGGAAGUAAUCUGACGAACCGACCGGAGCCGGCACGCGGCGGCGAAGGUCAGGAAUAUGACGGAUGA
Serendipita indica DSM 11827 is the source of this 3753-nucleotide messenger RNA. NCBI's taxonomy places the organism in Eukaryota, Fungi, Basidiomycota, Agaricomycetes, Sebacinales, Serendipitaceae. The record is from the annotation of a GenBank genome assembly.